AUGUAAAUUAUUGAGAUCUCUUUAGGAGAAGGAGCAGUUGGUUACGUAAAGAAGGUGAAAAUUGAAGAUAAUUUAUAUGCAAUCAAACAAUUUAACAGUAGACAAGGAUCAAAUGAAUAUCUAAUUCAUUAAUAGCUGAAGCAUCCAAACAUUGUGAACUUCAUUUCGGGAAAUAAAGACUACAUAAUUACAGAAUUAAUGAGUCCAUUUUGUUUAUUUGAUUUUAUAAAAAAUGCAGGAUCAAUGUCAGUAAAUGCUUCAAACUGCAUUUUAAAAUAGUUGGUUGGAGGGUUAAAAUACAUGCAUCAAAAAAGAAUUGCACAUAGGGAUGUAAAAUUGGAUAAUGUGUUAGUGGAUGAAUAGAAUUACAAAAUCAAACUUUGUGAUUUUGAUGUAAGUGUGAGUUUGGAUGAAGGGAAAGUUAAAAAUUAAGUGGGCACAUUUGAUUAUUUGGCACCAGAAAUUAAUCACUAUGGGGAGAUCAGUGCCUUAAAUCUGUAAGAAUGUGAUAUCCAUUCUUUGGGUGUCUUAUAUUUCAUUUUACUGUUUGGACAUCCCCCUUUCAAAUAGGCGAAUAAAUCGAGUGUUUAUUAUAGAUUAAUAAUUGAAAACAGAUGGGAGGAAUUCUGGCUUCAUUUUUAGAGGAGGAGGACCUAAUAGAUUCCCCCUCAUUGUUUAGAAUUAAUUCAAGGCAUGAUUUAAAAUAAUCCAAAAAAUCGAUUCACUUUGGAUGAGAUUCUGAAUAGGAUUGAGCCUGUAAAUGAAAUUGAGUAUGUGAAUGAGAUGCAAAAAGUCCAUCUUAAGUUGAAAGAGAUCGAGAGAGAAAAAGGGAAUUUUAGUUUUGAAAACUGA
Molecule: messenger RNA, 852 nt
Organism: Paramecium tetraurelia
Lineage: Eukaryota; Ciliophora; Oligohymenophorea; Peniculida; Parameciidae
Exons: 1
Biological process (GO): mitotic DNA damage checkpoint signaling; protein phosphorylation
Cellular component (GO): nucleus; cytoplasm
Molecular function (GO): protein serine/threonine kinase activity; ATP binding
Source: RefSeq, a predicted model, not a curated record